This is a messenger RNA of Periconia digitata, 1451 nucleotides long. Lineage: Eukaryota; Fungi; Ascomycota; Dothideomycetes; Pleosporales; Periconiaceae. The record is from the annotation of a GenBank genome assembly.
AUGGAUCCCUUUGACGAGGCCAGCCAUGCCUUUUUGGCGUGGCUUCGGAAUACUGGUGCUGAAGUCAGCAACAAGAUCGAGCUCAAAGAUUUGCGCAACAUGCAAGCUGGGCGCGGCGUCGUUGCAACCCAGGAUAUCCAUGAGGAUGAAGUCCUUUUCCGCAUUCCCCGCUCCGCCCUCCUCACCGUCGACAACUCGAUCCUCGCCUCUGAAAUCCCGAAAGCUACUUUCGAUCACCUCGGUCCAUGGCUCUCUCUGAUCUUGGUCAUGCUCUACGAGCAUGUCAACGGCAACACCUCCAACUGGGCUCCCUACUUCAACAUCCUCCCCUCAGAACUCAACACGCUCAUGUUCUGGGAGGCCGACGAGCUCGCCGAGCUCCAGGGAAGCAUGGUCCUGCAGAAGAUUGGCCGAGCAAGCGCAGACGAGCAAUUCACGAGGGAGCUUGUUCCGGUGAUUCGCGAGUUCGCGGGGGUAUUCUUUUCCGGGGACGAGAGGGCUCAGGAGAAAGCCGAGCAGAUGGGCGAUGCCCAGCAUCUGAUGCUCAUGCACAAAAUGGCCUCGCUCAUCAUGGCGUACGCUUUCGACGUCGAGCCUGCAAACUCUAGCAAAAUCGCAGACGAAGACGGAUAUGUUUCCGAGGACGAGGACGCUGCGCUGCCGAAAGGCAUGGUACCUAUGGCCGACAUGCUGAAUGCAGAUGCGGAUCGUAAUAAUGCUCUCCUUUUCUACGAAGAAGACUUCCUCAGCAUGAAGGCAACCGUCCCCAUUAAAGCCGGCAACGAGAUCUUCAACGAUUACGGGCCCCUCCCCCGCAGCGACCUCCUCCGUCGAUACGGCUACGUCACAGACAACUACGCGCAAUACGACGUCGUGGAACUCUCCUUCGACCUCGUCUCCGCCCUCGCUACACAGCACAACAUCUUCGAGCAAGCUCGCUUAGAAUAUCUCGAUGAGCAGGGCGUCGUAGACACGGGCUACGACAUCUGCGCCAGCGACCCUUACACGAUCCAGGAAAGCAUGUCCCCCGAGCUCAUCGUGCUCCUCGAGACACUGUUGCUACCCGCCGACGAGUUCGAGCAUCUCGCGCGCAAGGGGAAAUUGCCCAAGCCGGAGAAGAUGGGUGCUAAAGCUGCGGAGAUGUUGCUGCAGUUGGUCAAGGCGAGGACGGCACAGUAUGCGACUACUCUGGAAGAAGACGUGGGUUCCGCCUCCGAUGUGAACAUGGAGGGUGAAGAGUCGUUGAAGGAGAGGCGAUUCGCUAUGGCUAGGGCAGUGCGGAUUGGUGAGAAAGAGUUGUUGAGGAAAGCGGAACUUGCGCUGGAGCAAUUCAUUCGAGAUAAGAAUACUGACAGCGGUGCGAACAAGAGACAGGCGUUUGAAGAGGAGGAUAGACCGGGUAAGAAGCAAAGGUCGUGAUGCCGACAGUUGCAUGAGAAUUCUUCAGCUGG